Molecule: messenger RNA, 561 nt
Organism: Eruca vesicaria subsp. sativa (arugula)
Lineage: Eukaryota; Viridiplantae; Streptophyta; Magnoliopsida; Brassicales; Brassicaceae
Source: the annotation of a GenBank genome assembly
AUGAUGGAGCUGAUGGAUUAUCAGCUGCCGGGGUCUAACACCACUGUGUACUUUUUUUGUGCUUCAGGUUGGAGGUUUUCUGUUGAUGAAAAGAAAGGGGGAAGGUUACUUGCUUUGGAAUUGAAGUCCUUUCUGGAAGAGUUACAGAAAGUUGUUAUAGAGGAUUUUGGUUUCCAAGAUAAGGAUGCUGAUUUGGAUGUCACUACAGGGCAGAACGUUGCUGUCAAGGAUCUUAAGCGUGGUUACGUUGCAUCUAACUCGAAGGAUGACCCUGCUAAAGGUGCUGCUAACUUCACCAAGAUUGAUAGGCGUUCUGGUAAGGAGAUUAAGAAGAAGCUCAAGUUUUUGAAAAAUGGUGAUGCUGGUAUGGUGAAGAUAACUCCGACCAAUCCCAUGGUUGUUGAGACUUUCUCUGAGUACCCACCGCUUGGACGUUUUGCUGUGAGAGACAUGAGGCAGACUGUUGUAGUUGGUGUCAUGAAGAGCAUUGACAAGAAGGAUCCAACUGGAGCCAAGGUGACCAAGGCUGCUGUCAAGAAGGUGCCAAGUAAAGUACCUUAA